Molecule: messenger RNA, 2153 nt
Organism: Manduca sexta (tobacco hornworm)
Lineage: Eukaryota; Metazoa; Arthropoda; Insecta; Lepidoptera; Sphingidae
Product: leptin receptor gene-related protein
Exons: 4
Coding region: 130-522 (130 amino acids)
Biological process (GO): late endosome to vacuole transport via multivesicular body sorting pathway
Cellular component (GO): endosome
Source: RefSeq, a predicted model, not a curated record
GUACCAUUUCAAAAAAUGUUCUGGUAACCCUUAAAUUUUUCCCAUCUAUGAAUGGCUGAAGUUAGUAUUUUUUACAGUUUCUACUUUUUAUCGAAUGUAAACGUUGAUUAAUCAUAAGAAUAAAGUAAUAUGGCAGGAAUUAAAGGCUUGGUGUCCCUGGCUUUUGCCGGUUCAAUUGGAAUGACAUUUGUUAUAUUAGCAUGUGCCUUACCCCAGUAUAAACUAUGGUGGCCAUUCUUUGUGGUUCUGUUUUACAUCCUGUGUCCGAUCCCAACGAUGGUCGCCCGACGCGUCACCGAUGGCGCGGGCGGCACAAACACUGCAUGUAUGGAGACUGCUAUAUUUAUUACUAUGGGAUUUCUAGUCAGUUCUUUUGCGUUGCCGAUUGUGCUUGCUCGAGCUGCUGUGAUACAGUGGGGAGCAUGCCACCUUACACUAGCCGGUAAUGUUAUAGUAUACCUCACAAUACUCGGUUUCUUUACAAUCUUCGAUAUGGACGACUCGGACUAUGCGAUGUGGUGAGAACGUAGAAUGUUUGGUUACUGCAAUGGGACGAUGAAUGAGGCAAUUAUAAUGUUAGAUUGCAAGACAUGCCGCCGUUUCAUCUGUUUAUUGUUAAGUCUGAUAUUUGUUACUGAUUAGUGUAACCUGGUAAACUGUGUGAGUAAAUAUGAAGUAUAUUUGCUUUCAAGUGAUCGCAAUUUGAUGUUAUUGCUUUGAUAUGUAGCAAAAAUUAAAAAUUAACUGGUAUAAUUACGAGCAUAAACAAUGUGGUGAUGGCGUUUUGUUAUGGAAUUAAUUUUUAUAGGGUAUAGGUAUUUUACCGAUUAUCCUAAAUUGUAUGAUUUGUAUUAAAUUUUUGUAAAUUGAACAACAUAAUGCAAUAUGGUAUAGAUGAUUUUUUUGGUUUGUGGUUUAUUUAUAGAAUUGCUCUCCAUUCUUCUCAUUGUUAUUUACAUUGCUGUCAACAAUAAAAUUUGCGAUAAAAUGUAUAUCUAAGAUUACUCCCGAAACUAUUCACUGUGACAUAAAAUAUGCAAGUUGGCAUUUCGUAACAAAUAUCUUUAUUCCCAAAAAGUUCUCACAGUCAAAUUAUUUUGUAAAACAUAUUUAUGAUAUUACAUUGCAAGCAACAUCUGUUCCUGUGAAUUCUUUAUUCUAAUGGUCCCUUGCUAAUGUAUAUGUUGCAAACCUUAAUAUAAUACUGUCAAGUACUCUAUUGAAUUUGUAAUUUAUUAAAUAUGUCAUAUUUUUGUUGAUUCAUAGAAUACCCGGCGACAAAGUACUGAUAAAGAUUGAUACAAAAAAAGUUUUUAUUACAUACAAUUAGAUCUGAUGACUAACCAACGUAAGUGUAUAUUUGAGUGAAUACACAAUAUAUAUAUCAUAAAACUAUGCUAUAGAAUAUCUUUUUAAAUAAAGAUGAAUGUGUAUUUUAUUCAAAACUUAAUUUUUUUUUAUAUGUUCAAAUUAAUACAUAUUUUUUUGGAUAUUUGUUAUAACAUUAUUUUAUAACAAUAUUUUGUAUUUAUAACCAUAGCAAUAGUUGCUCAUAAUUUGUGUUUGCACAUUUCUUUUAUCUUGAUAUAAUAAAUUUUACUCACAGAUUUAUUAACAGGUAAUACAUAAGGUAUUAUAUUGUAACAUUUGCUGUUACAAUAUUAAAAUAAGUAAAUUGUAAGAAAAUUAGAAAAACAUAUUUUUUUAUUACUAAAGUGGGAUAGUCUUUUGGUGCACGAAAUAUAUUUGGAUCAACAAUUCAGUUUUUGUAAAGUUUAAAAAUUCUUUAAUUAAAAGUUGUUUUAUAAAAUUACUUAUAUUGUUAAUAGUAGGGAUAGACGAGUUUUUUUUUUGCAUAGCCGAAAUAAAUUGUAAAAAUGUAGCUUAUUUCAGAUAGAACUUUGUUUUCGUUUAUAUAUAAUUUAUUUUAAUUUUGUUUUUCCUGUAAUAGUUUUACCCACGGAGAAGAUCCCUGGUAUAUGUUUAGUAUAAUAAGUGUUAUAAUACAAUCGUAAAUUGUGAACGAAAUUCUAAAGUAUUACAAAUUGCGAUAUGUUGACGCUUUUGAAGAAACUUUGCGUUACAUUCCUGUAAUGUAAAAUGUGUACAUAUAGCAUUAGUGUCAGGUCACAAUAAACGCUACCUGAUUUAUA